Molecule: messenger RNA, 390 nt
Organism: Daldinia caldariorum
Lineage: Eukaryota; Fungi; Ascomycota; Sordariomycetes; Xylariales; Hypoxylaceae
Product: mitochondrial large subunit ribosomal protein-domain-containing protein
Exons: 2
Coding region: 1-390 (129 amino acids)
Biological process (GO): translation
Cellular component (GO): ribosome; mitochondrial large ribosomal subunit
Molecular function (GO): structural constituent of ribosome
Source: RefSeq, a predicted model, not a curated record
AUGUCGGUUCCAACUUCAUCUGACGAAUCAGCGAUUUCUUCCGAAUCCAUUCCCUCCGAAUCCAUUCCCUCUGAACCAGCAGAACCUGCCUCCUUUAAUGCACAAACAAAAAAGGAGGAACCUAAUAAGAAGGCGCAAUUGCCAUACUUUGUCGCUAGGAAUAGCCUCAACAAUCUGGGCGUAUAUCACAAGGAGAAGCGGGGUGGAAACCUAAGGCUCACGUUGGUGAAGGGCGGAGAAGGAAAUUUAAUGGCUUUGAAGCAGGACAUAAAGGAUGCAUUGCAGCUUAAUGAUAAUGAAAUAUCUGUCAAUAAUGUCACUAGGCAAAUAGUCAUAAGGGGACAUAAGAAGUUGCAGGUUUUCAAUUUCCUUCAUACCAUGGGCUUCUGA